AAGAGUGUAACUUAUUUAUUGCAAUUUGCAAAAUACCAUCACGCAACUAUUAAUUAUUAUUUGGACACUACUGCAUGACACUGUCCUUAUAUAGAACAAACUAAAGGACCAGUGAAUCUCAAAAACAGAGCAAGCUAUCUUAGUUUUCCAAAUUUCUCUUCAUUUCCAAUUUCCCAAAAUUCUCAAAAUGAAGGAUACAUUAGUUCUAUACCCAGCUCUUGGGAAAGGACACUUAAAUUCCAUGAUUGAGUUAGGCAAACUCAUAUUAACACAUAACCCUUCACUCUCUAUAUCAAUUCUAAUCCUUAGCCCACCAAACACUACCGUGCAGCCGCAGCACGAGAUCCAAAAACUCAUAACCACGUUUGGUUGUGAAUCUUUUCCGUCCAUCACUUUUCAUCACAUUCCUCCCAUUUCAUUCCCAGUAACUCUUCCACCUCACAUACUCCCUCUUGAAGUUUGCGGUCGUAGCAACCACCUUGUUAACCAUAUUCUUCAAUCCAUUUCAAAAACUUCGAACCUCAAAGGUGUUAUUUUAGAUUUUAUGAACUAUAGUACGGACCAAAUCACUUCAGCUCUUGAUAUCCCAACUUACUAUUUAUACACUUCAGGAGCAUCAAGUCUUGCAGUUUUUCUUCAACUUCCAACCAUUCAUCAAAAUACUACAAAAUCGCUAAAGGAGUUUCGCAUGUAUCCUCACAUCACUGGGCUACCACAAAUUCCCAUAGCAGAUAUGCCAGAGGAAGUGAAAGAUCGUGAGGGUAAAGGUUACAAGGUUUUCUUAGAUAUGGCGAUUAGUAUGAAGGAAAGCAAUGGAGUUAUUAUAAACACAUUUGAUGCUUUUGAAGCAAGAGCUUUAAAAGCAUUAAAAGCAGGGUUGUGUCUUCCAGAAGGAACAACACCUCCAUUGUUUUGUAUUGGACCAAUGAUUUCACCUCCUUCUAAGGGUGAAGAUGAAAGAGGGAGUUUGUGUUUGAGUUGGCUUGACUCGCAACCUAGUCAAAGCGUCGUGUUCUUGUGCUUUGGAAGUAUGGGGAGAUUUUCUAAGGCACAGUUGAAUGAGAUAGCUAUUGGAUUGGAAAAAAGUGAGCAAAGAUUUUUGUGGAUUGUAAGGAGCGACAUAGACUCAGAGAAGUUGAGUUUGGACGAAUUGUUGCCAGAAGGGUUUUUGGAGAGGACAAAGGAGAAAGGAAUGGUGGUGAGGAAUUGGGCCCCACAAGAUGCAAUAUUGCAUCAUGAUUCUGUGGGUGGAUUUGUGACUCAUUGUGGGUGGAAUUCAGUGUUGGAAGCUGUUUGUGAAGGAGUGCCAAUGAUUGCAUGGCCUAUGUACGCGGAACAAAAGCUGAAUCGAUUGAUUAUGGUUGAAGAAAUGAAGGUGGCUUUGAAAAUGAACGAGUCAAAUGGAUUUGUGAGUGGAGCUGAGUUGAGUGAGCGAGUUAAAGAGUUGAUGGAAUCAGACAAUGGAAUAGAGAUUAGAGAGAGGAUAUUGAAAAUGAAAAUAAGUGCCAAGGAGGCAAGAGGUGGAGGUGGAUCUUCUCUUGUUGAUUUCAAAAGGUUAGGAGAUUCAUGGAGGGAGCAUGCUUCUUGGAAUAGUUUAUCACCAAAUACUCCAUUCCAUUUUGGUUGAAAAUUAGAAAUAGAUCUCUAGAGACAAUAAAAUAAGAAAAGUGUUUCCAUUCCUUUAAGAAAUUAGAAGUGUGAUAUAUUAUUAGAAGUGAAUUAAAAUUGGUGUAAUGUGUAUCUUUUUUAAUGUCAUGUAAACCAAUGUUUAUGCAUCAAACGGCGAUCUUGUUAUUGUUUCUGAUCAAA
This is a messenger RNA of Trifolium pratense (red clover), 1809 nucleotides long. Its product is annotated as UDP-glycosyltransferase 1-like. Lineage: Eukaryota; Viridiplantae; Streptophyta; Magnoliopsida; Fabales; Fabaceae. Gene Ontology annotation, molecular function: UDP-glycosyltransferase activity. The transcript has a single exon. Bases 188 to 1627 code for a protein of 479 amino acids. The record is from RefSeq and is a predicted model, not a curated record.